Parastagonospora nodorum SN15 is the source of this 1114-nucleotide messenger RNA. RefSeq lists its product as hypothetical. Gene Ontology annotation, molecular function: 2 iron, 2 sulfur cluster binding. The transcript is spliced from 2 exons. Bases 1 to 879 code for a protein of 292 amino acids. Lineage: Eukaryota; Fungi; Ascomycota; Dothideomycetes; Pleosporales; Phaeosphaeriaceae. The record is from RefSeq and is a predicted model, not a curated record.
AUGGCGACCAUUCAAGACGUUGCCGACGAGCAGGCCUUCCUGUCCACCAUCUCCACGCUGCCCGCCUCCACCCUCGCCGUCAUAUACUUCCACGCGCCAUGGGCCAAGCCAUGCGAGCAAAUGUCCAUCAUCCUCAAGACGCUCGCCAGCACAUACCCCGCCGACGCGCCCAUAUCGUUCCUCGCGCUCAACGCCGAAGAAGUCCCAGAGGUUUCCGAAGAGUACGACGUCACAGCUGUUCCAUACAUUGUGCUGCAGAAAGACGGCAAGACGCUAGAGACAGUUUCGGGGUCCGAUGCCGCCAAGGUACGAGCGGCGGUGGAGAAAUAUGCUGGUGCGGGCUCAGGCUCAGGUGACUCCAAAGCAAAUCUGCCACCAGCGCAGACAGUUACACGACCAGCGCAGACGAAUGGCACGGACAGCGCGGGCAAGAACUUGGCCGGCUAUGCGCCAGGCGCCCAAGAUCCGAACACUGCGCCCGAGUACAGCGCGAGCGAGCACCGCGAGGGCGAGCAGCAGACAAACAAGGAGGAGCUGAUGAAGAGGCUAGGCGAGCUUGUCAAGGCGGCACCCGUCAUGCUGUUUAUGAAGGGCACACCAAGCGCACCGCAGUGUGGCUUCAGCAGGCAGACGGUCAGCGUACUGCGCGAGAAGGGCGUACGGUACGGCUUCUUCAACAUCCUGGCCGACGACGAGGUUCGGCAGGGUCUGAAGGAGUAUGCGGAUUGGCCAACUUUCCCACAAUUGUGGGUGGAUGGUGAGCUGGUUGGCGGUCUUGAUAUUGUCAAGGAAGAAUUUGAGAACGACCCCGAGUUCCUCUCACAGUAUUCACGUUCAACAAAGCAGCGGCUUAGAGACCUCGACCCACAUACCAUCUGAGGAACGAGCGAUGAUGAAAUCGAGCCUGCAAGUCACACCAAACAAAAUGUCAAGACUAGGAAUAUGGGUGUAGGAAGAGCUCAAGAGAUAAUGUCUGUCCCAAUACCGUUGAUAAGGAUUGAACUCUAAGUGUACUUGUGCCGGCUCAAGCCGACGGCUGGAUACGAUGUUAUGAUCUUUCUGGUCUCCUGCUUCCAUGGAACGCAGUUUGUGAAUACAUUUACUUUCCACCUAU